Molecule: messenger RNA, 5643 nt
Organism: Ixodes scapularis (black-legged tick)
Lineage: Eukaryota; Metazoa; Arthropoda; Arachnida; Ixodida; Ixodidae
Gene: nolo
Product: protein madd-4
Exons: 21
Coding region: 114-3326 (1070 amino acids)
Biological process (GO): extracellular matrix organization
Cellular component (GO): extracellular matrix
Molecular function (GO): metalloendopeptidase activity
Source: RefSeq, a predicted model, not a curated record
GGGGACCGUGGAGCGCGUGCUCCCGCACGUGCGACGGCGGCGUCACCCUCCAGUCCCGCCGGUGCUCCAGGUUCGGAUGUGUGGGCGAGAGCACGCGCUCGCGCAUCUGCAACAUGCAGCCGUGCCCGGAGCACGUGGACUUCAGGGCCACGCAGUGCUCGGAGUUCGACCAGGUGCCCUACCGGGGACGCCUGUACGAGUGGACGCCUGUGCACGACGCCAGCGACCCGUGCAGCCUCACCUGCCAGGCCAGGGAGUUCAAGUUCAUGGCCAAGCUGGCGCCCCGGGCCCAGGACGGCACGCGCUGUCGCCAGGGGGCCCUCGACAUGUGCGUCCAGGGAAAGUGCCUGCCCGUCGGCUGUGACUUGGAGCUCGGCUCCUACCUCGAGGUGGACGAGUGCGGCAUUUGUGGAGGCAACGGGACGUCCUGCCGAGCACCUGCCUUCACCUGGUCCGAGACGCCCUUCUCGGAGUGCUCGGUGACGUGUGGUGGGGGCUUCCAGGAGAGUCAUCCUGUCUGCACGUCUUCGGACACUGGUUCUGAAGUAGACGACCGGUUGUGCAAUGUCGACGAGAGGCCCGACUCUCGGGUCCGAAAGUGCAAUGGCAAUCCCUGUCCCCCUGGGUGGCAGAUGGGCGCUUGGGGCGACUGCAGCGCCUCGUGCGGCGGCGGCCAGCAGGUGCGCAACGUAUCGUGCGUGCGCCCCACGGUGCCCCCCGUUCCAGUGGCAGAGCACUUCUGCCCCGGCCAGCGACCCGCAACGUCUCAAAGCUGUAACCUCCACGACUGUUCCCGCUGGACGGAGGGCCAGUGGUCACAGACACGGGCGGUGGAGUGCCGUGACCUCCGCGGCCGCAAGAGCCACCUGUGCGACCCGAAGCGCAAGCCUCGAUCCAAGCAACAGUGCUCCGCGGGAAACCCCUGCUUCUCCAAAGGUAAAGAGUAUGGAUCGCAAGAGGACGCACCGCCCCAGAGUUUCCCGCCCUUCAACAUCUUCUCCAAACCACAAAACCAGUCACCGGGGUCGGAACCGAGCUUCAUCGUCGGAGACUGGGGAUCCUGUAGCGUCACGUGCGGCGAUGGAGUCCAGAAGCGCGCCGUGGAGUGCAAGAUCUUCCUGGAGUUCUCUAGAACGAUGGCGAAGCUUCCGGACAAGGAGUGCACAGGAAUCCGACCGGCCGAACUGCAACGUUGCACGAUGAGACCGUGCGCCAUGGACCAGAACCGCGAGGCUCUGACAGAGGAGGAACCAACGGACCAAGGAGUCGUCACAACGUAUUCGUGGAGGAGCGCCGGUUACACUCCGUGCACGGCGUCUUGCCUCGGAGGUAUUAGAGAGUCACUGGUCCACUGCGUUCGUAACGAAGACGGAGUUCCUGUCAGCUACAUCCAGUGUGACAUCAGAGACAAGCCUGAAACAAUCACCCAGACCUGCAAUAACCGGCCCUGUCCCCCUAGGUGGAACACGUCCGACUUCACGGCGUGCAGCAAGCCAUGUGGCGGUGGUUCCCAGACGCGCACCGUGCAGUGCGUGCACGAGGUGACCCGGGGUGUCGGAAACACCCUGGUGGUACCAGACACCCACUGCCCGCUGCCACGCCCGGCCGAACACCGCAUGUGCAACAUGGUUGACUGCGUCGCGCACUGGACUGCCGACAGGUGGGCCAAGUGCUCCAAGAGCUGUGACGGCGGGGUGAAGACGCGCAAGAUUCACUGUCAACGGGAACUGGCCUACGGAACGCUGGCGGACCUGCCGCCGUCAAAGUGUGCCUCGAAGAGAAAGCCCCGUACUGUGAAGCCCUGCAACACCAAGCCCUGCCGCAGGGGAAACCCCAGUUCAGUGCAGGGCGGACCUAAGCGAAAGGUGUCCCUGAUAGCCGAAGGAAAGGCUUCCGUCUUCCGAGGAACGACGCUCAAAAUACGCUGCCCAGGUGUUGUCGCCAACACUUCGUCUGACACAAGCAGUCGUGCCAAGUGGCUCAAGGACGGCCUCCCCGUCAAGACCUCCUCGAGACGGGUGGUCGUGUCGCGAAAGGGAGGCCUGCGGAUCAGGAAGGCGGACUUCCCAGACGCUGGCACCUACGUCUGCUCCACGGGAACCUCCAAGAGCGAGCUCGUGCUUUCCAUCCGACCGCUCUCCUCGCCACCUCCCGACACUUCACAAGGACUUCCCUUUGACGUGCUCAAGGGACAGAAAGCAGACGGUGCUACUUUUGCUUCGAAAGGUCACCACCCCAACGGAGUUGGCUUGAAGCCAGCCAAAGGAGCUGAUCUGCCGUCGUACAUCAACAGUGUCGAAGACGUGCAGACGAACAAGGAACAAACUCUCUCCCAGGACACAAAGCUGGACCGAGCAACCUCCUCCGACGUGGACCAAACCGCCUUCAAGGUGGACCUCGCUUCGGACCAAGAACGCAACGAUCAAGGACUCCGAGAGGUGAAGGGGACCCUCGAAGAUCCGACAGUCAACUCGGGUGCAUCUAGUCGGCCCGGUGGAAACAUUCCGCGCAUCCAGACACUGCUGUCGGACUUUCACCGGCGGCUCGGCGGCAGUAGUGGUGGCAGAGACAGCGCGGUCAGGGGCACUGUCGAACUCCCGCCCGACGACGAGGACCAGCUGGGCGUGCCCAACAGCUACGUUCUCGGGCGUGGGAAUGCAGACAACCUCCAGUUCGAGUGGUCCACGACUCCCUGGUCCGCCUGCUCACAAACGUGCGGAGGCAGCGGACUCCAGGUGCGUUCCACACAGUGCAUGGUGCGGCUCCACAACGUCUCUCGAACCGUGGACAGCACGCUGUGUGCCGGUCUCGAAGCCCCCCAGAUCCUGCAGCGCUGCGGUUCGGCAGGGUGCCCACUCUGGGUCACCGGAAGCUGGUCCCAGUGUUCCGACGGCCGCUGCUUCACGCUGAGCACGUCGGUGCAAGAGCGCCUGGUGGAGUGCCGGCUUCCCGACGGCACCCCAGUCGACGAGAAGUUGUGCGACGCCUCGACGCGCCCGCAGGACCAGCAGGAGUGCCUCAGCGAGCGCUGCCGCGGCGUCUGGAAGGUUGGAGACUGGUCAGAGUGCACGGCGACGUGCGGUGAGAGUGGUUUCCGGACGCGGAUCCUGCGCUGCGUUUGGUACGGCACCGACAAGCCGGCCGGAGACUCCUGCCGCAAUCAGGACCGGCCCGAAGUGCUCCAAGGCUGCGAUGCUCCCCCUUGCAACGCCACCAGGCAGACAUGCGAAGACCACUCCAUCAAGUGUCACAUGAUCCGCCGCUUCAGCAUGUGCCACAUAAACAAGUACCACGACCUGUGCUGUGCCACCUGCGAGCGCAGCUAAGCUCUCUACCAAGGUGCAAGUUUGCCCCUGUGCCCCCUCCCCACCCCCCUUGCCCCCCCAGCAACGAAGAGGGUCACGUGACUCUUUUGUGUACCAACUGCAGUGCCCCAAACUGAGAUUUUAAGUUGCAGAGGUGCUUCGUAGCUCGUCGCGGCAUGCUGCAAACUUAUGAAAAUCCCGUCGCGAGUUUGAUAGACUGCUUGAAGCUUUCCAAGCGCGUAAAGAAGACCAUUGUUGCCGAGCCAUUACGUUACGACAACUUCGCGUCAAGCGAGGCGAGCCCGUGCAGUUGCGAGAGGUGUGUUCAUAGAAACAUCAACUACUUGAAUCAUUUCUUGGACGCUGUUUUGUUGACAGACAUUUGCAUUCAAUGUUAAGUGCAGGCAAUACCUCGUACCAAUAAGAAUUUAAUGACCCAAAUUAAUACUUGGGGUACUGAGGUACAUGGAUCGACUUCGAAACGUCCCGUAAGCUUCCACAUGAAGUAGGUCAAUGAAAUGACUGACUCUCUAUGAAACGUCACGACGGAAAGCGGUUCAAUGCAACGAUGGACCACGAAGGAAACCGGCCAGUCUCUAAAAUUGCAGCGUGAGGUAAGGUAAAAUGAAGGUGAGCCAUGCCCAUAACCAGUGUAACUCCGCAAUGCGCAUCCUUUUCAGCUUACAAUGACGAAACAGUUGUUUGCGUGCGACACAAUCUUGCAGGAGUGUACUGCUUACCUUCGCGAGAUCACUGCAGUUAUCAGAGGUGUUGACUUUGCACUGCUUUGUGGGGCAUUACUCCCAGAAAAAACUCUUUCUGAAACGGGUAGGCAGCUAGAAGACAAAGAAUGUGUGACUGCCAUUUUGUGUUUCUUUAGAACACGAACAAACACAAUUCCACUUUUGUUUUCUUACAAUUUAAUGUCACUAGUAUGCUCGUCUUUUUUUCUUGUAGUAUAGUAUAUUUUUCUGAUGUUACAUUUUUAAAUAGGCAAAGAAAAAAAAAAUCAUUUGCCAUAAUCUUGUACAUUCCAAACUGUCUUUACAUUACAUAUACUGUCAAUGUUUUUAAGAAUUUGUGCAUUUUGUAUUGAACAUUAUAUUGUUUGUCCUCAGUGGUGCGAAAAAAUUAUUCCCAACAAGCAAUAUAAAAUAUACUCACGAGAUGAUAUACAAGUUUGGUAAAUGAAUUAUUCCACACAAUUCCACCAGAGAAAAGCUAAUACUUAAAAAUAGCCUCUAUUUUUUUUUUUUUUAUCUCGCAGCUUUGAGUUGUGAUGCUUUAUAAAAACAUGGCGGAUUACAAUUUUGUAAAAAAAAAAAAAUUAACUACAAAGCCUAGAUACCAGAAAUGGAUGACCCAAAUAGAACAAAUUACUUUACAAGCAAGUUCAUAUCAGCAUUUGGGUGUAUCAACCUUAAUAACUUUUGAUGUGAUAUUUAUUUGUUGUUCAGUGCAAAUGCUUUCUAGAAUAUGUUUAGAACAAUCAUAAUGUUCAUUAUAUGCAGAAACUAGCCCCAUAACUUAGUUUUUAUCCAAUCAACACAUUCCAUUGCAUAAUUGUGUUCACUUCCUUUACCUUUCAGUAGUUCGCAGCGUGCACAAUGUAAAGAUGACUGUCAAAAUCGUGCUCGCCAUUUGUUGGUUGUGCCGUCCCUUUUCCUUUCUGUGCUUACUUUAUUGUGUUCCAGCUAUAGUAUGUAGCUUGUCAACACUGCCAUGUGACUACACAAUUUAAUGUAAGUCAAGAAAACCUCAAACCUUGACUGUAAAUCUCCCAAUGAGACCCACCGCUCCAAGUAAACAUUCCCAGUGUUAAUCAUGACAUGUAGUUUCCCGUUUUCUUCUGUUGUACAAUUCAUAGGCUCGAUCAACAGACAGGCACCAUUUCGUCUGUUAUACAAUGUCCUGUUAGAGAUACCCAAUAAACUACAAAUAAUGUAAAGAAAUAUUUACUGGCAGCUUAACAAGUAUUUAACAUUAAUUCCUCUCAACUCGUAAUUGUGACAUUAUCAGUGUUUAUGGUAAUGUUUCUUUGUAUAGCAGUUUGGCACUUGUGUGAACAUAUACCUUGAAUCAAAAUGACAUUUGGAGCCAUGUUACGAGUUGCAUGAAAGAUGUGUGCCAGUCUGGGUGGUUACUCGCAGUGCAUGUUUUUUUUUACAUGUUACAUACCCACACUUCUCCGUUACGUAAAGCUUGAGACAAGUUAGCAGCAGUGAAGGGAAUGUACAGGCAGAGUCACUGGUUCACGCCCACAAAGCAAUAAGUUGUGUGUCUGUGAGAUGUUAUUUAUGGAUCUCGUAGUGCCAAUAAAUUAUGAGCUAGAAGAGUG